AGCACUUGCUAACAUCUAUAUUUGCAGGAAACUUGUGGCUCUGUAGAGUUUGUAUAGCUUUUAAUGUGUUGUCAUUCAUGUUUUGUCAUUCAAUAAUAAAUGUGCUUCUUUAACUUUUAAUGUGUAUUGGAUUUUAGUUUGCAGAAACUAUUAAUGUGAAUUGUCAUUUCAGUCUGCAUAAACUAUUAAUGUGUUAUCACAAAAUCGUGUAGUCAUUUCAGUGAAGUUUUAUAAUAUUAUUUACUAUAUAUACUAUUCAAUUAUUAUGUUCUUCACCACUCAAAAUCAUUCUCUCACCAUAUUUUCCUUCAGACAAAUAGUAUUAGUAUUUCUAAAAAGAAGAUGAGUCAAAGGGGUCUUGGAUUCAAAGUAAUUGAGGACGAGAUUCUUUGUAAUGCAUAUGUACAUCAUUCAACUGAUAGUGCGGUCGGAACAUAUCAGAGCAAAGACGAUUUGUGGGCGAAAAUACAAAACUACUACAACCACGAAGCUGUUGAUGUAAAUAAUUUGGAGCACAGAAACUUGAGGUCGUUAAGUUCUCGGUUCGACAAAAUAGCUUCUUCGUGCACAUUGUUCCGGGCAACACUUAUUCAAGUUACAGCUCGAAACCAGAGCGGUGGCAAUGCUGAAAGCAUGUUUGCGGAGGCCAAAGAACUAUAUAUCAUCAAAGAACCCAAAAAUCAACCCUUUAAGUUUGAUCAUGCUUGGAAAAUAUUAAAAUUUCACGUGAAAUGGGCUGAACCAAUUCAGCCGAGUACAUCAUCUCCCAUGAAUACGGUACUUCAUCUCCUCUUGGAGAUAGUUCAUCAUCUCUUCUUGGACAUAGUGACUCACAUGACAGACCAAGGGGAAUGAAAGGAGCGAAAACAAAAAAAAGACUCACAAAGGAAAAGGAUCCCAUGUGGCAGGAGAUGAUGAACAGUGUUGGAAAGAGCCAAGAUCUUAUGCAAAAACAGCAUGAAGAGUACUUAGAUAUGCAGAGAAAAAGAGAAGCACGUUCGGAUUUAUUGGCGAGCCUUAAGCAGAAAAAAGAAGACAAUACGGAAAAAAAACUAAAAUUAAAGGCUUCUGAACAAGAUAUGGAGGUUAUGAGAGUGGAUUUGAGUACUCUCACACCCUUUAGUAAACAAUUAUGGAGUGAUAAAAAAACAAGCCAUCAUUGAUAGGGGAAGCAGGUCAGGAGCUGCUAGGAAUUUGAAUUUUAGUGGAGAGGGGAGUGGACCAAGUGAUGAAGAUGUUUACGUCCCGGAAUCUCCAAACAACAACAGAGAAUGCAACUAUGGCGAACCUACUGGCGAUGGACAUUUCUCUAAUUUGAACUAUGAUAGUCAAGACUAUUAAUCUUAGAAAGUAAGGGGUACUCUUUCCUUGUUAGGCCAAACAAGGUUUUAACGAGGCCCCUUUGAAUUAAUAAAAUUUUAUUUUGGCUAGAAAAAAAAAAAUUGCUAAGUAGUUUAUGUAUUUCAUUUAUAUAUUUUGUCUUGUAAUUUAUUAUGUUACGUUAUAAUGUUAUGUU
This is a messenger RNA of Erythranthe guttata (spotted monkey flower), 1516 nucleotides long. RefSeq lists its product as uncharacterized. Lineage: Eukaryota; Viridiplantae; Streptophyta; Magnoliopsida; Lamiales; Phrymaceae. The record is from RefSeq and is a predicted model, not a curated record.